CAAAAAUUUAUCUGUAUGGUGUUUUGCAAUUUAAGCUUGACUGAUUCCACACAUUAUUUGACCUAUGGGAGACAUCAAGCAAUUCUUGUAUGCCUGGUUAGGCAAACAAAAACUGACACCUGAGUAUGAAUUUAGCUCAGGUGGUGGACCAAAACAUCGUCCCAGAUUUAAAUGCGAGCUGCGAGUUGAAGGCUUUGACUAUGUUGGUGUUGGCAAUUCGACCAGUAAGAAGGAUGCUCAGGCAAAUGCAGCACGUGAUUUUACUCAAUAUCUUGUGCGCAUUGGGAAGAUGAAUGCCAGUGAAGUCCCAGCAGCAGCUCCUGCCCCUUCUAUCCCAGCAGUUGAUCAAACACCAGAAUCAUCAAGUCUGCCUGGUGGAAUUAUGAUGCCGCAUCAGAAGCUCCAAAUGGAGGGUGGAAUUGGAGCUGGGCCAUCUGGGCCAUCACGAGAGUAUCCACUGUACCAAAGAGGCCCCCCACAGGAGUACCUUGAUCGACUUGCAGAGAAGCGACGACUGGAAGAGUCAGAAGAUGUUGACCUCAAUGCAGAAAUUCACGGCAACUGGACUCUAGACAAUGCAAGCAGACUGCACCAGUUUUUGCAGCAGAACAGAAUUCAGGCAGACUACAAAUAUACCAUUGUGGGCCCUGAUCAUAACAGGAGUUUCGUGGCUGAAAUGGGAUUUUUUGUCAAAAAGGCACACCAGCAGAUCCAUGCCCGAGAACAUGGAUCGAACAAGCAGUCAGCCUCCAAAUCAUGUGCCCUUUCACUUGUGAGACAGCUGUACCAUCUCAAGAUUAUUGAGACGUACACUGGUGUCCGUAAAAAGAAGGAAACUGAGAAUCUGCCGCCUUAUACAGUUGCUGUAAGUCCACAGCUUGUGGACCAGUUAAGUUCCUGCCUUCAGCUAUGGGGUAUUGAGCCAGCUCAUGUGAAAGAAAUAUCAUCAGACGGUGAUAGUUCUCAGCCCAUGUCACUUUUGACAAGCAACCUUGAAGAGUUUGAGCCAGCAACUCGUCGUGCAGCACCAGGUGUGGUACCAUGGUCCCCUCCACAGCCAAACUGGAACACAUGGAUCAGCUGCAACAUAGAUGAGGGUCCUCUAGCCAAUAAGUAUGAAAGGAUACAUGUAUACCUGUGCAUGAUAAAUUUCUUUUCAAGAAAUUCUAUUGUACAAGUAUGGGUACUUGCACUGUACAAGAAUGGCGCCAGACAGAGACAGAUACACAUCUUGAAAGCAAUGAUCCAGGAACGCUUCAAGCUGCCUGUAGCAGAAUCACGAGAGCAUAUUUUGCAGUGUAUUCGAAACAGUCAAGUGACACUUGUACGUGGAGAGACUGGUUGCGGCAAAACCACACAGGUACCACAGUUUAUCCUGGACCAAAUGAUAAAUGCUGGAAAAGGAGCUGAUUGUAACAUCAUUGUCACACAGCCACGGCGAAUCAGUGCUGUAACAAUUGCUGAACGUGUUGCUGAGGAACGCAGUGAAAUGCUUGGCUCUUCUGUGGGGUACAGUGUGAGGUUUGAGACAGUCUUGCGGCCGUAUGGAGCCAUACUCUACUGUACAGUCGGUACAUUGCUUCGAAAGAUGGAAGGUGGACUUCGUGGCAUUUCCCAUGUUAUUGUUGAUGAAAUACAUGAGCGAGACAUAAAUACGGAUUUUCUGUUGGUUUUGUUGCGUGACAUGGUUCGCACCUACCCCGACCUCCGUGUGCUGCUCAUGUCUGCCACUGUUGACACAACACUUUUCACAGAAUACUUUGGGAAAGUCACUGUUGUGGAAAUUUAUGGUCGUGUGUACCCAGUUCAAGAGUAUUACUUAGAAGAUUGCGUGCAGAUGCUCAAAUUUAUCCCACCACCUAAUGACAGUCGCAAGAAGAAUUCAAGAGAAGAUGUGCCUGAUGAUGACGAACAAGAGGAAAACUGUAAUAAGCUGAUCAGCAGUGGCUACAGUGAAGCCACUAAGGUUGCCAUGGCCAUGAUACCAGAGAAAGAGUUGUCCUUUGAAUUGGUGGAGGCUUUGCUGCGGUAUAUCAAAGAUCUCGGCAUACCUGGUGCUGUACUUAUCUUCUUGCCUGGUUGGAAUCUUAUCUACAUGCUGCAAAAGCAUCUGGAAUCCUCACCUGAGUUUGGGGGUUCCCAGUACCGCAUUCUUCCUUUGCACUCUCAGAUACCACGCGGAGAACAGCGUCGUGUCUUUGAGCCAGUUCCAGAUGGUGUCACCAAGAUCAUUUUGUCAACAAAUAUUGCAGAGACAAGUGUGACUAUCAAUGAUGUUGUCUAUGUAGUAGACUCCUGCAAGGUAAAGAUGAAGCUGUUUACAUCCCACAACAACAUGACAAAUUAUGCCACAGUGUGGGCAUCUAAAACUAACUUAGAGCAGCGAAGAGGGAGAGCUGGGCGUGUCAGGCCUGGGUUUGCAUUCCACCUGUGCAGUCGAGCUCGUUAUGAAAGGCUUGACCAGCACACAACGCCAGAAAUCUUCCGCACACCCCUUCAUGAACUGGCACUGGCCAUCAAACUGCUUCGCUUGGGGCCCAUUCUCCAGUUCCUGAACAAAGCAGUAGAGCCACCACCAAUUGAUGCAGUCGUGGAGGCUGAAGCCACCUUGAAAGCUAUGCAUGCCCUAGACAGUAAUGAUGAGCUGACACCUCUGGGCCGCAUCCUGGCUCGCUUGCCCAUUGAGCCACAUCUGGGCAAGAUGAUCAUCUAUGGCUGCAUCUUCUACAUUGGGGAUGCUAUGUGCACAAUAGCAGCAAGCACUACAUUUCAGGAGCCCUUUGUCACGCAAAUUGAUCGCAGGCGUUUAGGUUGGGUGCACAAAUCUUUGGCAGGGUCACGGCACAGUGACCACGCUGCCCUGCUCAAUGCUUUCCAGCUAUGGGAAGAAGCCAGAUGUAAUGGAGAAGAAAGAGAAAUGAACUUUUGUGAUCAGAAAUCACUUAACAUGCAGAUUCUUCGCAUGACUUGUGAGGCAAAGAACCAGUUGCGAGACAUACUGGUGAACACAGGGUUCCCUGAAGAGUGCCUAUUGCCACAGUCAUUUGACUUCAAUGGUCCAGACAAUCGCCUGGAUGUGGCCAUCACCUUGCUGUGUAUGGGACUGUACCCCAAUGUGUGCUACCACAAGGAGAAACGUAAAGUUUUGACACAGGAAAACAAGGCUGCUCUCGUACACAAGUCCUCUGUCAACUGUUCCAACUUUGAGAUUCACUUCCCAUCUCCCUUCUUCAUCUUUGGAGAAAAGAUCAGAACACGUGCUGUAUCAGCCAAGCAGAUGACAAUGGUGUCACCUCUCCAACUCUUACUGUUUGCCUCACGAUCAGUCUCAUGGCAGGAGUCGAUGGUGGUGCUUGACAACUGGAUCAACCUACAACUGGAUUCAGAGGUGGCUGCAAAAGUUGUGGCUUUGCGGCCAGCUCUUGAGGCUCUAAUGAUCCGGGCCACCAAAAAUCCUUCAGGGAUAGGUCAUCCAGGCCCACAGGAAGAGAGUCUCAUGUCAGUCCUUCGAGCACUAUCUCGACCCAAUGCUGGACGACAUGAGCUGCCAAUUGAGGGGCAAGCUGGAAACUACCAUGGUCGUCCAGCAAAGAUUUCAAGGAUGGACUUUGAUGGCAGUUUUCAAAGCCGGGGAGGCUAUGGCUGGGGUAGGGGAGCUCAAGGUUACCAAGGGGGUGGAAGAGGAGGGUAUGGUGGCCAAAGCAGUGGCAGGGGAGGCUUCUUCAGUGGUGGAAGAGGUAAUUCUUUUGGAGGUGGCAGAGGAAGUUCCUUCAGCGGUUACAGAGGUGGCUUUGAUGGCAACAGGAGAAGCUUUGGGCGAGGAAGAGGAUAUGGCGGACGUGGUGGCUACUAACCUUUGGGCUUGUUGUGUGAUUGCCUC
Pomacea canaliculata is the source of this 3880-nucleotide messenger RNA. RefSeq names its product ATP-dependent RNA helicase A-like. Gene Ontology annotation, cellular component: ribonucleoprotein complex; intracellular anatomical structure; nucleolus. Gene Ontology annotation, molecular function: double-stranded RNA binding; ATP binding; 3'-5' DNA helicase activity. The record is from RefSeq and is a predicted model, not a curated record. Gene Ontology annotation, biological process: regulation of mRNA processing; positive regulation of transcription by RNA polymerase II. NCBI's taxonomy places the organism in Eukaryota, Metazoa, Mollusca, Gastropoda, Architaenioglossa, Ampullariidae.